Argentina anserina (silverweed cinquefoil) is the source of this 1636-nucleotide messenger RNA. RefSeq lists its product as uncharacterized. Gene Ontology annotation, molecular function: hydrolase activity. The transcript has 4 exons. The record is from RefSeq and is a predicted model, not a curated record. NCBI's taxonomy places the organism in Eukaryota, Viridiplantae, Streptophyta, Magnoliopsida, Rosales, Rosaceae.
UCCACAAAGUAAUCAUCACCUCCUCUUUCCUUUGGCUUUUGAUUUGGUUUUGGGAUUGCAUUCCAGUUCAUGAUAAGGUUGCCCGAAUCAUUAUCUCUUCCAUCUUUAGCUCUCCUCCUCUAAACCCUAUAGAUAACCCUCAGUCUGCAUUUCCCUUGCACAAAACCACAGCAGAAGACAAAGAAAGAUAAAUGGAAGGAAUAGAACACAAAACGAUCAAUGUCAACGGGAUCAACAUGCACGUAGCCGACAAAGGCCAAGGCCAUGUGGUCCUCUUCAUCCACGGCUUCCCGGAGCUCUGAUACUCCUGGAGGCACCAAAUCCAAGCCUUGGCCGCGCUCGGAUACCGAGCAGUGGCUCCCGACCUCCGUGGCUACGGCGACACGGACGCGCCACCCGACGCGUCAAGCUACACGUACUUCCACGUGGUAGGCGAUCUGGUGGCAUUGUUGUUGGACGUAGUAGCAUCGGAUCAGGAGAAGGUGUUCGUGGUCGGGCACGACUGGGGUGCGCUCAUUGCUUGGUAUCUCUGCCUAUUUCGGCCGGACCGGGUUAAGGCUCUGGUCAACUUGAGCGUGGCGUUCAAUCCUAGGAAUCCUCAGCGGAAGCCUAUUGAAACCUUGCAAGCUGUUUAUGGAGAUGAUUAUUACAUGUGUAGAUUUCAGGAACCAGGAGAGAUUGAAGCUGAUUUUGCCCAGAUUGGUACCGAAAGAGUUAUGAAAGAAUUCCUAACAUAUCGCCACCCUGGUCCACUUUUCCUGCCUAAAGGUAAAGGCUUUGGACAUCCUUUAGAUGCUCCAAUUGCGUUGUCAAGUUGGUUAUUUGAGGAUGAUGUUAACUACUAUGUUGGCAAAUUUCAGAAGAAGGGAUUUACUGGUGGCAUAAACUACUACCGGAACAUUAACCGAAACUGGGAAUUAACUGCACCCUGGACAGGGGCUCAAAUAAAAGUUCCAGUUAAGUACAUUGUUGGAGACCAAGACCUAGUUUAUAACUAUGGAGGCGCCAAGGAUUUCAUACACAAAGGUGGGUUUAAGGAAAGUGUGCCGUUUCUGGAAGACGUAGUCGUAAUGGAAGGAGUUGCUCAUUUUAUCAACGAAGAAAGGCCUAAUGAAAUUAGUGAACACAUCCAUAACUUCUUCAAGAAAUUCUGGUGAUGAUCGAGAUAUCCAUUUCCGUUCCCUGUGUUGUGUGCUGUGUCUUCACUGUUUUGUACUCCAACUGGUGUUUCUAUUUUGCAUUUCUUGCCUGACGCCUAAUUGAUGGCUGUUGUUGUCAAUUUCAUACAUUUUCUUGUGUUGUUCUUACGGUUAUUUGUCUGUCGGUACCAGGAAUUUCAGUGGUCCAAGUACAUAUCGAAUAAACAAUCUGUCAUUUCAUCUGUGUAACUUAUUUGGUACGUAUCUCAUUAGGUUCUGCUUUAUCUUAUUGAUAACUGAAAGUCUUGAAAGGUUCAAUCUAGCCUAGGAGUUGAGAAACGCAGCUACAAUCUCAACAGACCAUCAUGUCCUGUAUUUCUUAGACUCAGAAAUGUUGGCUGCUUAAUCACAGAAUAAGAAUGCUUCACAUAUUUUCUUUAUCUUUGCUAUCAGCACUAGGUUGUUCAAAUUCAUCAAAGUCGAAAGCUGGCAGUGGA